CGACUAAUUUCAAUAACUUCCUACAUUUUUCGUAUUUGAGGGAUUUCUUACAGAUGCAGACAUUAUGUAGGAAAAAUUAAGUUGAUCUAUUACAGUACUGACUCUAAGGUCCACGUUCUGUUGAUACUGUGUGUUUAUUAAAUGAAGCUCCAUUUAAAGAAUAAAGAUGAAGUAAUUCUGCAAUGAAUAGAAGAAAACACGUGAAGGAUAAGGACAACAGGGAGAUCAUAAUUCAAGAUGAUUUAAUGCAAGAUGGAGAUCAUAUAAACCAGUCCGUUUUAAAUAUUCAAUCAGAAUGUAAAGAACUAAACAAUGGAUGUGGGGGUGGGACUCAGUUGAUCAAAAAACAACACAAAAGAUCUCAGACACAUACAGGAUCAGGAACUUAUGUUUUUACCAAAUGUAAAGAAGGUAACAAUGGCAAUGGAAGGAAAGAUUCAUGUAAUAGCAAUGAUGAGACCUUUAUUGUGUAUCAUGAUGAAGCCAUCAAUGUUAGUAAUGUUUAUGGAGGAAAGGAUAAAGUCAAAACAGACGGACCACCAAGACUUUUGAUUAUUUCCAGUAAAGUUCGGAAUAGUUCAGUCAUAAGACAUGCAUUAUUGUCUAAUGUUAUACACGUGCAAUAUAAUUAUGAAGCCCAUACAUUGGAAGAUAUAUUGGAUUUUGUAAGCCAGUGUUUAGGAAAUAAGAAAGUGACUAGUAUGGCUCUUGUAUUUUCCUGCAAUAGUACAGCAAUACAGUUAUGUGCAAAGGAAGAAAGGGUAUUAUCAAAAGAUUCAGUGAGUGACCAGCAUAUUAGAGAAUUUUUUAGUGCUCUGAUUGAGAGAUGUAUUGAUAAAACCCAACAUGGUACAAGAGUAGAUUUUCUAGCGUGUUCAGCUUAUCAACAACUUGAUAUAAAAACAUUAUCACAGGAUUUAGAGACGCUGACAGGGGUUGCCUUCGGUUUUGCUAAAGAUUUUGUAGGAUUUGAUGGAAAGGAAGAUGGAAAAAAUGCCAGUGUACCUGGAGAAUUGUAUUUUCGAUUAGAGAAGUUACGAUUUUGGAGUGGAAGACAUCAACAAUCUCUGGCAGGAUUUGAAAAAAUCCGAACAGUUGGUAAAGGAGCUUAUGGUACUGCUGUAUUAUAUAAGAAAAAAGAUGAUGAUUCUGUUGUUAUUCUGAAAGAAAUCAACAUGCAUGAUUUAACAGCUGCUGAAAGACAAUUGGCUUUAAAUGAAGUAAAUGUUUUAGCCAUGUUAGAUCAUCCUAAUAUUAUCAGUUAUUUUGAUAGUUUUGAGGAAGAUGGAGUUCUCAUGAUUGAAAUGGAGUAUGCUGAUGGCGGAACAUUAAAACAGUUUUUAUAUCAACAAGAACAGACAUAUUUAGAAGAGAAAGUUAUAUUAGUCAUGUUUCAACAAAUAGUAGCAGCUAUUAGAUAUAUACACGAACAUAAAAUAUUACAUAGAGAUUUAAAAACAGACAAUAUAUUUCUGACUAAAGAAGGAGUUAUUAAAGUGGGUGAUUUUGGUAUAUCUAAGAUUGUGACUUCCGUUCAGGGAGCUCAUACGGUUCUAGGUACACCUUAUUACAUCAGCCCUGAAAUGUGUGAAGGUAAACCAUACAGUUAUAAAUCAGAUAUUUGGGCAUUGGGUUGUAUUUUAUAUGAAAUGGCUUGUUUACAGAAAACCUUUGAAGGUACAAAUCUACCUGCUUUAGUUAAUAAAAUCAUGAAGGGUCAAUUCGCACCUGUUAAAGAAAGGUACAGUGCUGAAUUCAGAGGAUUAAUUUUAGAUAUGUUACAGAAUGAACCUGAAAAACGACCAGAUGCUACAGAAAUCUUGUACCAAAGACAUCCUCCGUUAUUGGCCAAAUUUGAUGACCCAGCAUCCGACCCGGAAGAAGAACUGACUGCUUCGACAGAAAAUAUCAGCAAAAAAAUUAAAAUAAGUCCGAGGAAGAUGGAGAAAAGAUCUGUGAUGUAUUAUCUAGAGGCAUCUACUGGUGUUUUAACUUGUAUAACAGAUUUACCAGCAAGACUCAAGAUAAAAAAUGCGGCUGUUGGACCUGAUCAUGUGAUAGUUGUAACUACUGAAGGUCAAGUACUCAGUUGGGGUGAAGGUUCAAAGGGUCAACUUGGUCAUGGUAAUACUGAAAGUAAAUGCCGUCCCGAACUGAUUGAUGCUCUUAAAGGAAAAUCUAUUUCUUCAGCAUGUUGUGGAGAUGGGUUUAGUAUAUUUAUAAGUGAUAAUGGUCUAGUAUUAACAUGUGGUCAAGGAUCUACAGGAUGUUUAGGACAUGGUGAUUGGACUGAUUCUUAUAAACCAAGAUUAAUAGAAGGCUUAUUACGGGUUGAUGUUGCUGCCGUGUCUUGUGGAUCACAUCAUGUAGCUGCUGUUGGCAGUAGAGGUCAAAUUUUUACUUGGGGUCAAGGGUUAGAUGGGAAACUAGGGCUUGGAGAUGAAGAAAAUUAUUGUCAACCUAUGCUGGUAACAAUUGAAGAUGCAGUAAUGUUCCAAGAUGUCCGCUGUGGUGUGGAUGGGACAAUGUUUCUGACAGAUGUUGGAGGGGUUUUUGCUUGUGGAAGAAAUGAAAAUAAUAAAUUAGGUCUGAACAACAGACAGGGUUUUCUUAUGGCAAUGAAAAAUAUAUUUACAAAGACUGAAGUUGAAGGUAGAAAUAUACCAACAGCAGUACGUGUGUUAGCUAGACAUCGUGUUAUAGAUAUAUCAAUGGGAUCACAUCAUACAGCUGUUAUAGUAGAAUCAGGUCAUGUUUAUAUGUUUGGUAGAAACUCUGAAGGUCAACUAGGUACUGGAAAUACUAAAGCACCUAAUGCACCAGUUGAAGUUAAAACUCUGGCAGAUAAAUCUGUUAAUAAAGUGCUGUGUGGAGAACAUUUUACUGUAGCCAGUACUAAAGAUCAUGAAUUAUAUUACUGGGGAUUAAGAUAUACAGUACCUAGUACAUUAGAUGAUAGUACUAGUCGUUCUAGCACUAAUGGUAGUCUAUCUAAUAAUUCACAUACAGCUAAAGAUGAUGUUAAAAUAGAGAAUAUAACGCCCAGACCAACUACCGCUAAAGGUCAUCAUAGACAAUCAUCUACAGCUAGUGUUACUAGUAAUACUGGUGGUGAUAUUCCACAUGAUAGUGGUGUAAUGCUAGAUGGUACAACAGAAGAUACUGAAAGUAAAACAGCUAAAAGACAGAUUAGUUGUGAAAGUUUAUCACAAGCUGAUAGUGGUGCUCCUUCUUCAGCUGGUGAUAGUUCAUCAGGAUUUAGACCACUCAGUAGUGUUCCUCAUAGAUCUUUAAGUGCUGGUAGUAGAGAAAAUGUUAAAGAUAAAGAAAAAGACAAAGAAAAAGAUUCAACUAAAGACGAUUCAGUUAUACUCUUAGAACCUAAAGAACUGAUACGUAUAAAGCAAGUAAAUGAAAAGGUGUUGUUGGGUAAUUUUUUCUGUCAUGGGGAAAAUUUAUUUAUUCAAGUGGAGACAACUGCACCUCCACCCAGACGUAAAACAUUGAAAAAGAGAAGUUUGAGGAGAAGGUUAAAUAUGACAGUAUUCCCUGAUGGUACUAGGGAAGUAUCAGCAUCAAGUAGAGAAGGUGGUGAUGAAUAUUCAUCAGAAGCAUCAGAAAUUGAUUCACAAGGAUCAAUACCAGCAUGGUUAAAAGAUGAAUUAGAUAAUUGUGAUGAAGAUGCUAUAGUAUAUGAAGCUGAUGAUACCAGUGAUCCAUCUAGUAGUGAUGAGCUACGUAGAGGAAUGGUGGAUAGUUCAUUCUCUAGUAUACAAGUUAAUAAAGAACUCAAUUUAGUGAAAGGAACAGAAAGUAGAAAAAGACUGGAAGAAGCCAAGAAAUUUUUACAAACACCUCGAGAUAAAGAUAAAUCAUCUCAGGAUGUUAUAUAUAGUAGAAGUCGUACUUUAUCUAAUAACAGUACUGAUGGAGCAGUAUAUGACAGUAGUUCUAGUGAACCUACUCUCGGUAAAAGUACAACAACACUGACUAGACAUGCUGUGUCAGCUACUACUAGAAAAACUACAGCUUCAUCUCUUGUUAAACCAAAAUCAGCACAAAGUUUAAAACCCAGUAGUAAGCUACGAUCACAAACCAAAAAUAAAACAAAAAGCUCUAAUCCAGAAUUAAAAGAUCAGUUAGAAGCUAGAGGUUUUGUAUCUGAUGUAACUGUUAAACGAAGAGAAGAGGCCUUGUUGAGUGAAUUAGAACAUAUGAAAUCAGAGCGAGCGAAGGCUGAAAAAUUAAUACAAGAUAUGGAAGAAGAGAGACAUUCACGUUUGGAACAGAUGAAACAAGAAGCACAAAAACAUGUUGAGGAACGGGAGAAAGGUUUACAGAAUGAAGUAGAGAGAUUAAGAAAACAAUUAGAUUAUCAAUCAUCAUUAUUAGAAAAUAAUCAACUAACAGUGCAUCAAUUACAGGAACAAUUAAAUCGACUACAAAGUGACCAAGGCAGCUUAUCUAAUACAAGUACUCCAAGAAAUACUAGUACACCAAGAAAUACUAGUACACCAAGAAAUACAAGUACACCCAGAAAUAUAAGUACACCCAGAAAUUCCAGUACACCAAGAAAUAGUGAUGCUUCAUCAAUAUCACAGAAAAGUAGUAAAGUUUGUUCAUUACAAUGAAUGAAUUAUGCAUGUAAUAAUCAUUCUUAUAUUCUAAAGCAAUAUAUACAUUCAGUCAUUAUCAGUCAUUAUUUAUUUAAGUAUGUAAAUAUAUACAUGUUGUUAGAAAUAUCGAGUUAGUUGUGCCUGUAAGAAAGCAUCAAUUUCAUUUUAUUACAUGUACUGUAUGAAGAAGCAUAAUAUUAUAACAUUUACAUUGUAUUGAAUUUGCUAUGAGAAAGUAUAAAUUUUAUUUUAUUACAUGUAUUUUAUAUUGAUUUUACCAUGAAAGAGCAUAAAGUACUGUAUGAAAUAGCAUAAACUACAUAUUAUAACAUUUAUAUUGUAAUGUAUUGAGUUAGCCGUGAAAAGGCAUAAACUACAUUUUAUUACAUGUACUGUAUAUUGAGUUAGCAGUAAGAAAGCAUAAACUACAUUUUAUUACAUUUACAGUGUAUUGAGUUUGUUUUGACAGCAUAAACUGAAAUAAUAGUAAACAAUUUCAAUUCAUAAAAUUAUAGGAAAGGUUACCUUGUUUGAUUUUAACGUUUAUCUAACCUACUUGAGACAGGAUGGGGUUUAUAGUUCACUCAACACAAACUAGGUCAUUUCGGGACUAACAUAUGGUACAAUUUUAUUGCAAUAAUUCACUUGGACAUAGGGGGUCUCUAUUAAAUCUUUUGACCACCCAACCCCAAUCGAAUUAGCACAAUAUGAUUUAUAUAGUCAUAUAUGCGUAAUAAAUCAAAGAUGAUGAUGUCACAAUAAAUAUUUCUACUGUAAAUAAAAUAUUAGAUGAUUUGAUUAGCAGUGUUUACCAACAUAGUCUUUCACUAGUUUUGUAAAUCUUUUAGUAUUGCCGAGCAUAGUGUACUUAUUCCCAUGUAAAUUGUUUUGGGUGUUUUUUAGUAUUUAACAAAUUUCUUUUUAUACAUAUACUUUUUAUUGAGGUGCACAAAUUCAGAUAAUAUCAAAAUGUAUAUAGUCAUAGAAAAUAUCACCAUCAUCAAAAUCACAACCAUCAUCAUCAUCAUCAUCAUCAUCAUUAUUUAUAAAUCAUUGUCCACAAUUCAUAAUUACAAGAUGUUAUUUUCAUAUUAUUAGAUUAGUAUCAUUAUACUUGUAUUUUGUAAUAUAUAUAUAUUUGAUGUGUUUUCUGUCACACACUUAUUAUAAUAUAUCAGGAACAUUCUUUGUAAUUAAAUAUGCUGCUGAGGUUAGUGAGUCUUUAGUAAAACUGGUCAUUUCCUCCAACCAACCCCCUUCAUCUUGGAUUGUUUCAUUACACCAACCCCUUCAUUUUAGGUUGUUUCAUUCCGUCAACCACUUCAUCCUGGGUGGUUUCAUUAUGCCAACCCCUUCAUUUUAGAUUGUUUCAACCACUUCAUCCUGGGUGGUUUCAUCACACCAAGCCCUUCAUCAUGGUGAUUUCAUCCCACCAACCACUCCAUCAACCCCUUCAUUAUAGGUGGUUUCAACCCACCAACUUCUCCAUCCUGGGUGGUUUCAUCCCACGAACCACAUCAUCCCACCUAUAUUCUUGAUAUAUUUGAUCAUGAACAUGUAUAUGUUGAUUUAGUUUAAGAUGGCUUAUAAAUAACAGUGAAUGAUUUUAAACAAAUAUCUGCUACUUUUCAGUCUCUAUGCUGAAUAUUGGACAUUUAAUUACAUUUGCUGUAAUCAUAUAAAGGCUUACAGUGGUAUCUAAUGAUAUGGAGUAAUUAAUCAUUAACAAUAUACUUUUCUGAAUUAAUGUUUAAAGAUACAUUAUGGGAGAUAAGAUAACGAGAUGACAGUUCUCGCUAUAAUAGUUAAAAACUAGAUAGUGUAACGGUAAUUUGCUGAAAAUUUCAGUCAAAUUGAUCCACUAUGAGCCGAGAAAGAAGCGGGUGAAAUUUUGGCAUAGUCUCGGUCAUCAUUACUAAAAUCAUUAAUAUAAACAGCUUAGUCUCGAUUAUCCACUUUUAUUGAUUUAAUUAUCAACGGCCGUUAGCGGCAUAUAGGAAUCUAAUCCAGCCAACAUCGAAGGCUAGCCUUGACAUCAAGAGUUUAUUAUGGUCUGGAUAAGUUAAUUAAUGUUUAAUUGAUAAUUUAGAUAACAUUUCAGGCCUAAAGAAAGACUUUUAAUAAGCAGAUUUUGCUCUUGCAUAAUGCAUGUUUAAUAAAAGAGCUUUGAUAAUACCCAUAAAACAACAAUAAUAAUCAAAUAUAGACAGUUAAGUAGGAUGAAACUACCUCAGCCUGAACGGGGUUUUGAGAGGAAUUACCAGGACGUUCUAUUUAUGGCUCCAUUUGGUGGGUACUACUGAUUUAUUUUCACCUGUAAAAGACAGACUAAUUAAAUUAUAAAAAAGUGGUUUUGAUUUUCAGCUAUGUGUUUAUCAUAUUCAAAUUGAUUUUAACUGGCAGCUUUAAUGUAAAAUUCUGUGGAAGAUUCUUACAGAUCUGAUUUUGUUUGCUUUUGUAACCUAUGCUACUAAACAUGUGAUAUACCUAUAUUUUAUUUGAGAUUUGAAAAUAUUUUAAUUUUGAUAUCUACAUGAUUUUAGACUACAUUUUGAUUGUUCAAAGCCAUGUAACUACAUGCGAAAUUGGUAACUACAUGAAUACCCAUUAAGAUAUAAAUAUUGCUUUGUUUAAAUCCCAAUAUUUAUAUUUGAAAUACUGUCUCGGCAUGAAUCGGCAGUUUGGAGAUGUUGAAAAACUGCCAUUUUGUCACUACAGUAAUUUAAAGGAAUAUCACCAUAUAAGAAUAUUCAACAUGUUUUUUAUAGCUUUAAUUUAUAUAUAUAAUUUGAAGAUAGAUGACUUGUUCCCUAGCCCAUUUGAUGGUUAUAGUGAUGGUUGGUAUUCAGUUUUGAAAUCUGAAUCAUUUACCAUUCUAAUGAUGGAUCUCCGACCUUUCUAUGAGGUAUUUAUCCAUAACAAUAUAUUUCUAAUUUGUUAGCCUUGUGUAUCUUCAUUAUUUGUAGAAAGAUCUUGGUUACCUGCUAGCAAAAGAAAAUAUUUCAUAUAUGAUCUACGUGACAAUAAUUGUGUUCCAUUUUUGUCAGUUUUG
This is a messenger RNA of Patella vulgata (common limpet), 7668 nucleotides long. Its product is annotated as bifunctional serine/threonine-protein kinase/NEDD4-like E3 ubiquitin-protein ligase. Lineage: Eukaryota; Metazoa; Mollusca; Gastropoda; Patellidae. Gene Ontology annotation, molecular function: ATP binding; protein kinase activity. The transcript has 33 exons. The record is from RefSeq and is a predicted model, not a curated record. Bases 183 to 4631 code for a protein of 1482 amino acids. Gene Ontology annotation, biological process: protein phosphorylation.